CUAAGGUUGUCCUAGCAACGAAAAACUUAUGGCAGCCGUUGACUUACCUUGUAUAUCGUCGACUCUUGUUUAGGAGUGAGGGCCACAAUGGCGGCCACUCUGCCGCCGAUUAAUGGGUCUGCAGGGAGCAGGAAAGGGCAGAAUGUACAACACUUCAUGCCCUCCCCUCCUAAAGGUCCACCCAGUGGAAAGAAGCUGAAACCCCUACGUAAAGUUCCUGGUUCACCCACAGACAGGGAUUUAUUUGUUAAACAUGAUAUACUCCGGCAACAACAGCCUGAUCUUUCUAAGAGGCAAACAGCCGGUUACAGGAAUUCAUACAAGCAUAAUUUGUGUUUGGACAUGCUUCAAGAAGGCUACCAUAAGUCAUUUAGUGAACUUUUUGCAUUAAUAAAACAGCAAGAGGAAGAGCGCUUUGAAAGAGGCCCAGAAUCGAUUAUGUGGUCAAUGGCUUUGUUAAAAGAUCAACAUUCAAAAUUGGACAUGUUAAAAACGCAUUUAACUAGAGCAGAGGAAGCCUACAGAAAAGGUGACUUUUCUGAAGUAUACAGAAACAGGUAUGAGUUAGCGCGGUACUUCCAGUCAAUGAAGGACGAUAAAUGGCUAGCAGAUCACUUCUUUACAACCUGUUUACAAACAAGUAUGGAGGUCAAAGGUGACAAUGGAAAAAUGAAGGCCCAAGGCCAUUACAAUGUAGGAGUGUCCUUGGAAGAGAAUGGCGACAGCUACGAGGCAGUGGAUCAUUUUGAAGCAUACUACAAAUUAGCUGUGGAUCACAAGGAGUGGAUUACAGCUGAUGAUGUAACGUUCCACACGGAUGCCUGUUUCAACCUGUGGAGAAUAUACACUGCCAUCAGCCUGAUCCUGGAGCGACAGGAGGAGUUGGAGAAGGCACUGGAUUUCCUUACCAAGGCUCUCAAAAUGGCCAAGGAAAGUAAUGACAAGACACUGGAAGGCCAAGCUUCAUACACACUGGGUCUGACACAUGAGAAGUGUGGUGAUGGCAAAUCUGCACUUGUGCAUCUGAAUAACUUCCUUGACAUAUGUAAUGAGUCAGGUGAUAGUGAGGGGAUAGGAAAGGCAUGUGAUGCUAUCUCCAAGGCCUAUGCCAGCCAAGGUAAACUGGAGGAGAGUAUUGAAUACCUGAGAAAGUUUGUGGAGGUUACAGAACAAAGCGGGGAGGAGAUAGCUUACAGUCGGGCCUGUCACAAUCUCGGAAAUAUCCUCAAUUCAUUGGGUCGUUAUGAUGAGGCUACAGAUUAUUUCAGUAAAGCUUAUAAUAUUGCCCGCACACUUUCCGACAAAGAGGCCAUCAACACGAACCGUGUCCAGUUUGGUAUUGCUAUGGCCCACAGAAUGAUGGGAGGUUUUCACGGCCAUGUGGUACUGGAACAUAGAAAUGCUCUGGAGCGCAUGAUUGAGUGGAAGAGUGCAAGGACUGAUGAUUUUGAGAAACCAUUCCCUGAACCAAAAGAAGAAGAACCACCAAAGCCUCCCACACCUGCCCCUCCCGCCCCGGUGGAGCCCGAGUCAACACAGGAGGAGGUCGACAAACCUGAGGAAAGGGAAACCACCAUGACUGAGGAUACAACCACCAUGGACAGUUGAGGCGUGGAGGUUGUCCAACCACUCCCAUCAACUGGGCCACACCCGCCACCCAGGGUAGCCGAGACGUGCAAAACAUACAAAAUACAUUGUCUACAAGGACAUUGACCUUGAGAAUUUUUUUGUAUUUUAUGUAUCACAGCCCAUUCCUAAGUUAAAUGCGUGCUUCGUUUUGAAAGCUGACCAUAUGGGAUCUGGAUGGACUGUAGUUAAAACUAAGAAGGUAUACCAUUUACCAGGUAUAUUGAGGAGUGAGAUUAUUGAAGGAAGUGGGCAGUGGGGGUCAUGAGGGAGGGAUAGUUUUCAAUCCUUUCAUAUAAAAAAUUCAAAUUGAAUUUUCUUUACAUUUUUACUUUGCUUUUCUGCCAAAAAAGCAUCACUACAUGAAAAAAGAUAGCAUUCGAUAUUAAAUACAUAUGGAAUGUAUAUUUGAAAAUUUUUUGUAUAAAUUCGAAUUUACUUUUAAGAAAACAAUAUUGAUAUGAAAAGCAUAUGAUGUGAAAAUUUAAAAAAAAAUGAUAGUUUUUCAACGGAUAAUUAAUUAGAAUGAUGUCACUGUCCGAAAAUUGUCUUAAAGAAUUUGUAUUCGUGUAAAAUAGGCAGCAUGUCGGCCAAACAAUGAUGUCUUGUUAGAUUAGCAAUACCAUUGAAUGAUAAAAUACUGCUGAAUUAUCUCCCUUGUUUUGUCCAAAACCCUUUAUCUAUAAACUAGGAAUUUCAAAAUUUAUAUUGUUUUAUCAAGAAGAUCUCAACUUUAUUUCUUUCAAACAAAUAUUUUCAUAUAGCUACCAGGGUAUCGAAGUUAACCAUGCAAAGCAAAUGUGCAAAGAUAUAGUGCUCUUAGGAAACACAAACGAAUCAUUACUACUCAUGAAAGUGCAAGUUUGGAGAUUCUUUGACAAGCAUAACCUGGAACUGUGAAAUGAUUUUGAAUGAAAAUUAAAAAAAAAAAUCAUACCAGCUGAACGAUCGUGUUGACCAUAAUAUCUCAUCUAUGAUGAGGUAUGUAUGUUAAAAUAAUGAUAUAGUCAUUCGUUUGUACUGUUUUUUCACCAUUGUAUGAAAACUGCUGCUCGAUAAUAUACUGCUGAAACUGCUGUUUAUAUAAAUAUAUGAAUAUGCAUAUAUGUUUUGCAUCAUCAAUGAUAUACUUUCUUAUUUUUUUUAUUUUUUUUUUCUGUGUCAAGUUUAUGAUCAUUCAGAAAGCAUACAUGUGCAUGAACAAUCAUGUAUAUGUUUUAUCCUAUAUGUGAACACAAAAUGUUGUAAAUAUAAAAAUAAGUAAAUUUCAAAUGUAGAUUUCCAUGAAAAAAAAAAUUGUACCUGUAUAUUCAUCUGAUUUUUAAGAAAGAGAAAUAAAAACAAAUUUUCAUGAAAAUCUGUCUCGUUAGCCACUUGUAAGAUUUUCAUGAAAAUUUACCUGAUGGUUUUUAUUGAUAAACUUUUUAGGUAUGCAAAAGUCCUUCUGAACAUGAGCAUGCCGGAGAUUUAGAAUUGAAAUUUCUAUCAAAGUUUGUAACUUUACUUAGUACUGUUCGUUAGCCGCCUUAGUAAGUGCCUGAUCUUGAGUUUAGUACCUGACUUGGCUGUUGUAUUUCUCAAAAAA
Messenger RNA from Pecten maximus, 3211 nucleotides. Its product is annotated as tetratricopeptide repeat protein 29-like. Bases 88 to 1608 code for a protein of 506 amino acids. Lineage: Eukaryota; Metazoa; Mollusca; Bivalvia; Pectinida; Pectinidae. The record is from RefSeq and is a predicted model, not a curated record. The transcript is spliced from 10 exons. Gene Ontology annotation, molecular function: protein binding.